Molecule: messenger RNA, 924 nt
Organism: Trichosporon asahii var. asahii CBS 2479
Lineage: Eukaryota; Fungi; Basidiomycota; Tremellomycetes; Trichosporonales; Trichosporonaceae
Exons: 4
Coding region: 1-924 (307 amino acids)
Cellular component (GO): membrane
Molecular function (GO): lipase activity
Source: RefSeq, a predicted model, not a curated record
AUGUCUGGCACCGUCACCGUCACCGACUCCUACGUUCUGGGUCCCGAGGGCAUUCCGUUCUUCACCAAAGAGUGGACCACGGCGGACCCCAAGGCGUAUGUUGUUUUCGUCCACGGUUUCGCCGAGCACAUCCAGCGCUACGACGACUACUUCCGUCGCCUCGCUGCCCACGACAUCCACAUCCUCGCCUUCGACCAGCGCGGUGCCGGCCGCACGUCGCAGGCGCCUCUCAGCGCUAAGUCCCCCGAGGUCGCGGCCUGGAAGAAGGAGGGCAAGACUGUCCAUGUUCAGAAGGCCCAGAAGGGUGUCCGCAGCGGCGGUUGGCUCAAGGCUCUCCCCGACAUCGAGUUCUUCGUCAAGCGCGAGAGCGAGAGGGCCCAGGGCAAGCCCCUCUUCCUCUACGGUCAUAGCAUGCUUCUUUCGGGCGUCAUCAUCAGUGGACCGUACAUCCGCUCGACGACCCCCCAGAGCGCGAUCCAGAUCAAGGCUGGAACUCUGGCCGCCAACCUUGGCCUCGGGAACUUCUGCAUCGCUGCUCCUCUCGACGUCAAGGAGCUCACGCACAACGAGGAUGUUCAGAAGAAGACCAAGGACGACCCGUGGUGCGAGCCGAGCGGCUCGCUCCGUACCCUGGCCGACAUGCUGAGCUACGGUGCUGUCCUCGACUCGAAGAAGGCUCGGGACGCUUGGCCGAAGGACCUUCCUCUCCUUCUCUACCACGGCGAAGAGGACAAGAUUUGCUGCCCCAAGGCGUCUGGCGAGUACUUCGAGGGCUGUGCCGCCAACGACAAGACGCACAAGCUUCUUCCCGGCCUCUACCACGAGCCCCAGAACGAAGUUGAGCCUGCGCCCCAGGAGCUCGCCGACUUCGUCGGUGACUGGAUCCUUCAGCGCACCAACCGUGCCACUCAGGCGAAGCUUUGA